Messenger RNA from Oppia nitens, 1363 nucleotides. RefSeq lists its product as uncharacterized. The transcript has a single exon. The record is from RefSeq and is a predicted model, not a curated record. Gene Ontology annotation, biological process: autophagy; peptidyl-serine phosphorylation. Bases 56 to 1363 code for a protein of 435 amino acids. Gene Ontology annotation, cellular component: cytoplasm. NCBI's taxonomy places the organism in Eukaryota, Metazoa, Arthropoda, Arachnida, Sarcoptiformes, Oppiidae. Gene Ontology annotation, molecular function: protein serine/threonine kinase activity; ATP binding.
AGAUAAGUAUUAGUCGUUUACUUAGUAUAAGAGAUUGAAUAAUAAAUAUCAAAAAAUGGGUUCAUUUUUCAGUUGUUUAGUUAAUUGGUUGUGUUGUCGAUCACAACAACGACAACAAAAACAACAGAUAAAGAAUGGACCGAUUAGUGGAAACAAAGAGAUUGGAUGGGCUAAGACAUAUCAGAUGGAAGAUAUGGGAGAACAGGCGGUUAACAUCAAAGAUAUUAAGCCAUCGAUUCUUCCGCAAGAUUUCGAUGCAAAUACAGACGUAUCAAACAUAGAGAUUCCUGAAGACGAUAACUAUAAUGAAAAUGUUAAGAAAGAAAUUAACAAAAGAAUGUUAGAGUUAUCGUCGAUAUCUGUGGGCGAAGGCGCCAACGGAAUCGUUUACAUUGCAUACCAAUUGGAUAAACAAUAUUCAAGAGAUCUAAUGGCCGAUCACUUGGCCUGUAAAGUCAUGGACUUAAAAGUUAAAGUAAACCGAAAUAAAACAAUAAUUAGUAAAAAAAGGAAAGAAGAUUUCAUCAGUGAAUUGUCAUUAAUGGUUAGAUUAUCAAAACAUCCAAACAUUGUUAAAAUACUUGACUAUUGUAUUAUUGGUCACAAAUGCUAUCUUUUCAUGGAUUUGGCUGAAAGAGGAAGUCUUGAUAGUGAGCGAAAACGUCACGCGCCUUAUGAGGAAUCUGUGGCCAAACAAUAUUUCUCACAAAUCACUUCAGCCAUCUAUUAUCUUCACUGUGCUCUCGGAAUCGCUCAUUUGGACAUAAAAUUGGGAAACAUUUUGGUAUUUAACAAACAGAGUCCGUUUGAUACCAAUUGUAAAGUGACUCUCAAAGUAACUGACUUCGGCUUAAGUCGACUCCGAAUUGAUUCAAAUGGUAUAAUGAAAGAGUUUGACCCGAGAGGCACCGUUCCCUUUAUGUCACCGCAAGUCCUCCUCCUUUACAUCAAAGAAAAGUUGGACGAAGAGUCACUCUUUGGAGAACAACGACCAUUCAAUCCAUUCAUUGCUGAUAUUUGGGCGCUCGGAGUAUGUCUUUAUAUCUUGUUAUUCAAUGACUACCCAUUUGGCUACGAAAAAGAUCCGAGACUUAUGAAGAAUGUAUUGGAUGACAUGAAACGCAAAUCAUAUUUAGAUAUUUUGCGCAAAAAAGAAAACGAUUUACAAAAGACAUCAAAUCGACAGAAAAAUAAGAGAAACAAAGAAUUGAGCCGAGAAUGUAUGGAUCUAAUUGAAGACUGCAUUGAACCGAAUCCACACAAGAGGUUACCUAUAUAUGAUGUCGCCUGUCAUGUCUGGUUUGAUAACACCUAUACCAUUGAACAGAUCACUUCUCCCGUAUACUUGUCUUCUAUCGAUUAA